GCCAUAUGCUCCCGAUGAGAUACCAAGUGAAUUGCAUUUCAUACAAACCGCAUAACUACAGCGCCUUUCUUCAAAUCUCCUGUCAAAAAUGUCGUCGAUGAGCAGCACCGUUUCGACUGUGUCCAUCGCCAUUGGUGUUAUAGAGCUCCUUUCGGCCACCGUGUCCAUCAUUGUCGGUGUGGUCGCCGUUACGAGCUACUCCGGGCAUGCCUCGGUGUCAACAGGCUUUUGGGCUCUAGUCUUUCUCGUUCCUGGUGUGUUAUCAAUUGUUGCAGGAAAGACGAAAAAUGUAUUGGCACUGACUGUUGCUCUUUUCUUCAACAUCGUGACGACAGUAGUUUCUACCGUGGCAGCUCUGGUGUGCAUCUCAUUCUGGGCAAUUUUGUCGCAUUCGGGAUGCAAUCACCAGCAGUAUGGGUUUGGCUGCGAUACCUAUCAUAAAAUAUUCGCUAUCGUUGUUACCAUGACAACCUUGAUGGUGCUUUUGACCAUAACAAGUUUUACAGGUUGCAUCAUCGGCUGUGCAGGAACGUGUUGUGCACCACCGCAACCAGUUAUUAUCGCGACUGUUCCAACUCCACAAUCAACGGUGAUCAUUAAUUCCCAGUCUUCCAGCCAAUCGCAGAUGAACUACCACCCAAUGAUACCACAGAAUACAGCUGGCUCGAUGUUGCAGGCGUACACAGGUGUGCCAGUCCAAACGUUCGGGUUUCAAAAAACAUCGUCUCCGUCCGUCCCGACAACAGACGAUCAACCUCUUGUUGACAAUAUUGUCCUUUAAAAAUGUCUGGACUAGCCUGCGGAAUAGAAAACCUGCCCGCAGAAUAACACUCAAUAGGAAGGCGUAGCGACAGUCUUAGGGUGUAUGACCUAAAUGCAUGACCCACCGUGAAGCAGGCUGGUACUUAAUAACGAAACUUUCCCGCGUUUAUUUCGCUUUUAAAUUCCCCAAUCAGUUCGUAAAAAGGUGUAUAAAAUAAAUUAGAAAGCACAUUGUAUAGUUUAUUAAGUAAUUCUAAAUCAACCGAAAGAGAAUGGUGUCUUCAUUUAAACAGGCGUUUUUGUCUUUCGCGCGCGUACCCCACGCUGCUAUGAAAAUUUGAGGCUGUGUCGCAAGUAAGAGAAAACCAUUAACAUUUUGACCGCAUCCGAGCGCAGGGCCCACAAUUGAAAUAUAGGCCCCGGUAAGAGAGGAGAGAUUUG
This is a messenger RNA of Dendronephthya gigantea, 1203 nucleotides long. RefSeq lists its product as uncharacterized. The coding region runs from base 89 to 781 and encodes 230 amino acids. The record is from RefSeq and is a predicted model, not a curated record. Lineage: Eukaryota; Metazoa; Cnidaria; Anthozoa; Malacalcyonacea; Nephtheidae. The transcript has 5 exons.